GUGGGACACGCUUACGCGGUCGAGAAUGUAGUAGUAUAGUAUAGAACGCGAUGUCAGUUAGAGUAGUAUAGCAUGUUUAACGGCACGGACGCGUCGGAAGCGGCGCUGUAUAGGCUAACACGCUAGGUUUAACUUUGGUAUAAAGGUGUAUUUAAGGUGUUCGGCUCGGACUUGAGAAGCGAUGGCUCUUCCAUUCGAUAGUGUUGCAGCGGUAUCAUAUGUCUAUCGGGAUCGUGUAUCGUGUAGUUUAAACGACACCCUCGAACUGCCCGAUAACGAUCUUAAACUAUAUCGAGAUGUAAUUCACACGAAUCGCGUUCGGAUGCGCACUCCGAAAGUAUAGAAAGCGCGCAUAUCGCGACCGAGUC
Aplosporella prunicola CBS 121167 is the source of this 368-nucleotide messenger RNA. RefSeq lists its product as uncharacterized. Bases 182 to 343 code for a protein of 53 amino acids. The record is from RefSeq and is a predicted model, not a curated record. NCBI's taxonomy places the organism in Eukaryota, Fungi, Ascomycota, Dothideomycetes, Botryosphaeriales, Aplosporellaceae. The transcript is spliced from 2 exons.